AUGGCUUCAGUCGCAAAGGGCAUUGUUCCGGCUGCCGAUCUUCAGUCUUUCACUGAGUACUUGAAAGGCUGCAAGCGUAUCGUCGCUGUUCUCGGAGCUGGAAUAUCAGCAUCAUCAGGUCUACCCACGUUCCGUGGCGCUGGCGGAAUAUGGCGUUCACACGAUGCUACCUCCCUCGCAACUCCGGAGGCCUUCGACGAGAAUCCGGGCCUUGUAUGGCAGUUCUACAGCUACCGACGACACAUGGCCUUACAGGCCAAUCCCAACAAAGCACACCUUGCGUUAGCGGAGCUAUCUCGAAGGAAUGAAGACUUUAUCACAUUAUCUCAAAAUGUCGACGGUAUGAAUGACCAGUCCCUUGUGUUGGUAUUAUUGCAUACUGAUAAGAUUGCGCUUCACCUAGGUCUAUCCCAGCGAGCAAACCACCCCUCAAAGCAGCUCCAUCUGCUCCAUGGCACUCUAUUCAACGUCAAAUGCACGGAUUUCUAUUGUGACUACAGCGAGUCCAACUUUACAGACCCAAUCGUGCCCGCCCUUGAAAUCCCGAAAAAGCUAUCAGGCCUUCAUCCAUCCGAAUCCGACAAGACCGGCGAGGCAGCAUCGAAAGCGCUAGGUGAAGCGCUAAGCGGCACCGCAAACGAGGUUGACAUCUCAGAUGCCAGCAAUCCCAUCGCCGAACUGGAUAGAAAGGAUCUGCCACAGUGCCCCAAAUGCAAGGAUGGCCUGCUGCGGCCAGGCGUCGUGUGGUUCGGAGAACCGCUACCGGAAGAGACGCUUGCCUACGUCGAUAACUGGAUUGCGGAAGGUCCGAUUGACCUGUGCCUGGUGAUUGGAACUAGUGCACGAGUAUGGCCGGCUGCGGGAUAUAUUCAUGAAACCCGUUCGAAGGGUGCUCGCAUCGCAGUGGUCAAUAUAGAUCUCAAGGAUUCACCCGGCGAGCUUCAUAAGGGUGACUGGUUCUUCCAGGGAGACGCUGGCGUCAUUGUUCCUGAGAUUUUGAAGGGGGUUAUUGGCGAGGUUUGA
This is a messenger RNA of Penicillium bovifimosum, 1023 nucleotides long. RefSeq lists its product as uncharacterized. NCBI's taxonomy places the organism in Eukaryota, Fungi, Ascomycota, Eurotiomycetes, Eurotiales, Aspergillaceae. Bases 1 to 1023 code for a protein of 340 amino acids. Gene Ontology annotation, molecular function: NAD+ binding. The record is from RefSeq and is a predicted model, not a curated record. The transcript has a single exon.